CUGCGAGACACGAUCUGACGCGGGAGCAAAAGUUGAACAAUGGCCGCGGUCACGGGUGCGCACCUGCCCCCUCACGUGAGACAGCGAUGACGCGCACCCGUGUCACGCUCCGCCCUGUGUGCUGCCAAAACGCAGGGCGCGGGCGCGUUGCGUAAACACAUAGGCCCGGCCGGUCAGAUGCUGGCGAUGGGGGCGAGCUAGAUGCCGAUGUCCUGCGCAGUGGCUGCCCUGUGUGCACCCCAGAACCUGCGUGCGCGCGUCUUCUCGAAGGUUUAAAGGCCCUGAGGUCAUGUCUGACAGCGUAGUCAUCCCCGACUUACAUUCAGUCCCACCCACCCAGCCAACCAGCCAGCCAACAUGGUCUCCCAGCUCGAGUACCUCGAAACGCUCCUCAACGUCGAUGUCGACCAUAUGCACCCCAGCGUCGCCAAGAGCCUCCCGUUCAAGCCGCACGACCAGACGAGCAACCAGCUCAUCGUCAACGAGCAAAUCGAGCUCCCCGAGAACCGCGAGCUCCUCGAGAAGGCCGUGAAGGAGUACGGCAGCAAGGGCUGGUCGGCCGUCCUCGACCGUCUGUCCGUGCAGCUCUGCGCGAAGAACCUUCCCAACAUCCAGGGCCGCGUCCUUCUCCAGACUUCUCCCUUCCACGCGUACGACAAAGACAAGGUCGUGGAGCACGCCAGGAGCUACGCUCGUGAGUUUGAGAAGGUCGGGAUUUCCAGGGAUCGCUUCUGCAUCAAGGUCCCCUGCACGGGCCCCGCGAUGAACGCGGCCAAGAUCCUCAACGCCGAGGGCAUCAGGACCCUCGGGACGUCGCUCUUCGGCCUCCCUCAGGCUAUCGCCUCGAGCCAGUCCGACUGCCUCUACAUCAGCCCUUACUUCAACGAGGUCCGCGCGCACGCCGACCUCUCGCUCUGGCCGAACGUCGAGGACCCCGCGACGCAGCACACCAUGGCCCCGCGCAUGAUCCACAUCCUCGAGACCUACAAGCGCCUCGCGAAGGAGACCGGCAAGGAGCAGCCUAUGGUCAAGUCAGCCAGCUUCAUCUCCGCGAAGGAGGCCCUCGCCUGCGGCGAGAUGGGCUGCCAGUCCGCGACGCCCUCCGCCGAGGUCCUCGCCGAGCUGCUCAAGACGCCCGCGGACAAGCCCGUGUCCAACAAGCCGCGCCCCGCGUACUCCUACCUCACCGUCGGCCCCACGCCCGAGCGCCUGCGCGCCCUGCUCUCCGUCGACCCGCUCGCGGCCGCGGACUGGGACGGCAAGCUCGCGUCGACGGACAUCGACUACCUGGCGAACAACGGCGAGGAGCUGGAGAAGGCGAUCGAGAGGGACCCGAUCACGAAGAACCGCCUGUACGACGCGCUGGAGCUGUUCAAGGGUGGCGAGCUGAAGAGCAAGGCGCUGAUUGAGAAGGUCAUGGCGGAGCAGAAGUGAGGGCGUACCGUUCAAGUAAGGCUAACAAGUGUUGUAUACAAUGAUCUUUAGACUUGCAAUUCCCCAUCAUACAAUCUCUGCACAUCGUUGGAGUUGGGCCCGGAUCUCUUUCAGCGGCCUGAGCAGCUUUCUGGACCUGGUGGCGACUCGAGACGAGCCUAUCUUACGAAGAGCGUGAUCCUGAGCAGCA
Messenger RNA from Schizophyllum commune H4-8, 1624 nucleotides. RefSeq names its product aldolase. Lineage: Eukaryota; Fungi; Basidiomycota; Agaricomycetes; Agaricales; Schizophyllaceae. Gene Ontology annotation, biological process: carbohydrate metabolic process; pentose-phosphate shunt, non-oxidative branch. The transcript is spliced from 6 exons. The record is from RefSeq and is a predicted model, not a curated record. Gene Ontology annotation, cellular component: intracellular anatomical structure. The coding region runs from base 358 to 1434 and encodes 358 amino acids. Gene Ontology annotation, molecular function: transaldolase activity.